GCAGCCUCGGAGCACAUUCGGCAUUCCAUGUUUACAAAAUGCUCGGAAUAACCAGCCAUAAUCAAGGAUAUUGUCCGUGUUGUGCAUAAUAUGUGUAAGCCAUUGUGAUGUGCCUGUACAAAUGGAAUAUUACUUACACUGGAUGUAAAGACGUCGAGCCGAUUUGUUUAUACACAUUGUGUGGGUUUACCUGUAUGUCGGGCCAAACUGAAUAGUCAACGUACGCUAUAAUUAUCAUGGCCGACUGUUGAAGUGUCGUGCUAUUUCUCCAGCCUGUGUGCCCAGCCCUGCAGUGUUCCCGCCGCCGUCGAUGAUGUUGAUAUGUGUAUGAGCGAUGCCUGCGGGUGGCGACACCUACGAUGACCACGCCCUGAUGCAGUCGUACCAGCUGCAGACCAAUGAAUCUUUCAACGUUGCUGACGAAUCUGCAGCCAGUAUACUGAAGUCUGUGAAAGCACAGGAGGCACAGUUUGAGCGUCUGACGAGAGAAUUAGAAGUAGAGAGAGAGAGCGUAGCUCACCAGCUGAAUCAGCAUAGACUAGGUAGUGACUCGGGGAGCAUGACGAGCGCGGACGACUCGUACAUGUGGCGAGGGCAGCCCUCGUCCCAGCAGACGUCGUACUACGAGGAUGACCCAAGUCACUUGGCCGAUACCUCUAAAAUGAGCUCGCAUCUAUUGGACUCUUGUCUGCGAGAACUGGAGGACAGGGGCACACUGAACACUGGGUACGUGCGUGAGGACGGCAGGAUGGACUACAUGCACGAAGACCCGUACAGCGGCCACUACAACUCCAGUCCGGGAAUGGGCUACGGAGGCGGGAACUAUGGCAACCCCAACAUGUCGUACGACCGAGAACACUCCCCACAUGGCUCCCACGUGUCUCUGCAGAGUGCUGGCAGCAACCGGGGCCGCCAGACUAAAGUGCCGACUGUGUCCCGUAUCAUCGCCAGUGAGGAGUUGGGUCCCCGCGGAUCACUCAGCUCCCUGCCCCAGGAACAGCAGAACGGCAACUAUGCCACGUACCAGUCCAUCAGCCGCCACGGAGACGGGAUCCGCGGCUCACCGCUCCCGAGAGAUCAGUACCCAGGCAGUAGAGGUAGUUACAACACGCCAUCGGAGUUGGGCGCCCCUUACCGAGGCGGACAACCGACCUACGGGGAUUACGAUGACCGAUACCCCGAACCACCCCUUCCAUCAGACCCUUACAGGGAGAUUCCGUUAGACGAUUCCCAGCACCAGGCCUUGCCUCACGGUGACCCCUACAAUGGAGGUCAUCCAGACGAAAUCAACAGAUCAUACGGAGAUCCCCAGUACCGAGAUCAGCCUUAUGAUGAUGAUGGUUACCGAGGACCUCCGCGCUAUGAUGAACACGAUGCCUCUCGAGACGCUGAUCCUCAUUAUGGAGGUCACCCCGACGACUCAUUCAGAGGGCCCACCGAGGUACCGGGAUACCGGAACAGUUACCAGGAUCCUCCAUACGACUCCUACGGGUCUCGACCGGGAGAAGAUUAUGGACAUCUUCCCGAAACAGGAAAUGAGCCUCAAUAUGGAGGCAGCUAUCAAGGUCAUCCAGAUGACCCAAAUACUGACCCCAAUGACCCUCGGUUUAGGGAGAACUACCAGAACAAUCCCGAGGAUCCGUAUGGAGAUCGGCAUGAAAACCCCUAUGGGGGUUCGAUAGGACCUCAAGGGGAUGUGGAUGACCCCCGAUACCGGAAUAGUUACCAAGGUCAUCCAGAUGACCCCUAUGCUGAUAGACCCGGUGACGAUCCUGAUUUGAUCCGACGUAUGCAAGGGUUGCCUCCCUUGAGGAAAGACCCGUUUGCCGAUGAUCCCUUCCAGGAGACUCGGAAUGGAAGUUAUCCCGGGCUCCGGCCCGGCGAGGAGGAUCCGUACAACCGCGGACCGUCUCCGUCACAAGGACCGGGACCCUCUCCAUACGAGGAUCGUGGGCCCCCCUUCCGAGAUGAGUCUUACGAUGACCGUGACGGCGGGCAGCCACCGUACGACUCCAGUGCUCCUCCACACUACGACUACAGCGACAGCCACGACUAUCCCGACAAAACACCCCAGCCCUAUUAUCCAGAAGAAGAUGUCCACAGAACUGAGGCUCCUGUUGCUUCAGCGCCACCUGUGAAUGAUUAUAACUCUGAAGGGCGGAGAACUCCGACAGAUAAUCGGUCUGGAUCAUUCCGGUGGCGCAACCCUGACCUACAGGAAGUGAUAGACUACUUGGGUCACCGUGACAACGAUAUCAAAGUCCAUGCAGCCGCCUAUCUCCAGCAUCUCACCUUCAUGGAUGAUGGAAUCAAAGCAAAAACAAGAGGCCUUGAUGGAAUCCGUCCCCUGAUCCAGCUGCUGAGCAAUGACUUCCCCGAGGUCCACAAGGCAGCGUGUGGAGCCCUGCAGAACCUGUCCUACGGCCGGACCAACGAUGAGAACAAGAAAGCAAUCCGUAACGAGGGCGGCAUCCCGGAACUCAUCCGACUCCUGCGGAAGUCUCACGAAGACGAUGUGCGGGAGUCUGUCACGGGCGUGUUGUGGAACCUCUCGUCAUGUGAGGAGCUAAAGAAGCCUAUAAUCGAUGAUGGUUUAGCAGUAAUUGUGAAUGUAGUUAUAAUUCCACACUCGGGGAUGGACCGGACGGGGGCAACGCCGUACCGGGACCACGAACCCUGGACCACAACGUUCCGGAACGCCACGGGGGUGCUUCGGAACGUCAGCUCAGCUGGGUUUGAUGCCAGGAAGAAAAUCCGAGAGUGUCGCGGCCUCGUCAAGGCGCUGAUCCACACCCUGAAGAUCGCAACAGAAGGAGAUAUGGACAAUAAGCCUGUGGAGAACGUUGUCUGUAUUCUCAGGAAUCUCUCAUACAGGAUCCAAGAAAUUGAAGAUCCUGACUUCUACAAGAAGAGGACGUUACCACGGAACCGAGCUCCGCCAGAGAAAGCAGGUGACAGUACGGGAUGCUUCGGUGGCGGAGGCAAGAACAAGAAAGGUGUACAGAAGAAGGGAGGAAAUGAACCCAACAGUCCGAAUCAAAAGACCCAGCCCACAUUCCCUCAGACUGCCAUCGAGUACAAGGGGCUGUGGGGAGCGGACGUCGUCCACCUCGACUCACUGCUGCUCAAGAAUGCAUCCAACCCUGUCACACUGGAGGCAGCUGCUGGUGCCAUACAGAAUCUGACUGCUUGCGACUGGCAGCCGGCUGUGGACAUCCGAGCCCUCGUACGGAAGGAGAAGGGUCUCCCGAAUCUCGUGGACUUGCUGACCUUUGAGAACGACCGUGUGGUAUGUGCAGCCGCGACAGCCCUGCGAAAUCUGGCCAUCGACGAACGCAAUAAAGAACUUGUUGGUAAAUAUGCCAUGCAACAGCUGGUGAGGAAACUUCCCGCACAUCGGCAGAUGCCGGGUCCGGUGGCGCCGGACGACACAUUAUGUGCUGUCAUAGCAACGCUGUAUGAGGUCAUAAAAAAUAAUCAAGAUUUUGCACUGUCGUUGAUGACUGAAAACGGCAUUCCACGCCUUCUGAACAUCACCAAGUCAGAAAACCAGUACCUUGCCCGAACUGUCAAAUACGCACACACGGUGAUGCGGACGAUGUGGACAUUCCGAGCCCUGCAUCCAGAGUACUCCCGGAUGGGGCUCACGGAGAAGGACUUCCUGAUGUUCACAGCUGCUUGCAGAGCGGAGGGCUCAAAGUACAGCAACUUAAGCAGUAGUGUGAGUCCCGUGGCCAGUAACCAUACCACCCCAUACAACACGCUAAACAGACCAAUCAGUGCUCAGGGUUAUGAUGACAACACGCUGUCUCCGGGACGACCGUUGCAGAAGCGUCCUAACAACAGCAACGAUCACAGUCACAAUGAGGCUGAUGGCUACUUCUCAAUGAACCAGAGCCACUCACAUCUAAAUGAUCACGAUCGACACAACUAUUCCCAUGACAGUAGACAGGAUGACAUACCCAUGACGGACCUUGGCCCUGGUUAUGCCCCCCUCGAGGAGCCACAGCCACCCCCCCACAGAAACAAGCCACCAGUCGGGGGUGUCGCCCUCUUCCCAAACAUGCAACAGGAGCCAGCCGACCAGUCCGGGGAACCAUUGUAUGCAAAGGUAAACAAGAAGGGCCAGCGUCGUAACGAUGACUACGUACACUCCAGUAAAGUCAUGCUGGACGCGGGGGGAGGACCACAGGGCGGGGCCGACUCCUGGGUGUGAUCACAUGACCCUGCUGUCAUCUGUUAAGUCAUGCACUGAACCAAGGGAGAUAACCCUUGUCCAGGGAAGGAACUCCUGUCCAUUGGAAGUUUUUAUGUCUGCAGAUAAAACUUUGAAAAGUGAAAACAGGGGAGGUAACUCUGUACAUACUGCAGUGUUGUGGACGUUUUUACGACAUAUCUGCAUAAAAAACAGCGGAAAUUGUAAUAAUCUGUGAAUUCACAUGUCAAAGGAUCAUUUGGAAUUGAUUACAUAAGCUUCUUCGUGAUAUCGACUGUGGAUGUACCGAGGAAUGUGCUUGUGCCCAAACCUGUCAUGGGUGUUACUGAUUCGAAGGAUCACAGCCCUCAGACUGUGUGCCGACUCAAUACAGGUUGUUAACUGACGACAUUGCGCGGAGGAUAUGUGAUGUUCUCUCAACCCCUUCUGUUUUGACUCAAAAGGAUGUGUGAUAGUACAGAAUAAUUUUAGCUGUAGUCAGAAAUAUUGUAUAUACAUGGAGCGCUGACGUUAACUGAUUGUACAGCUACUUCUGAUGCCAGGGUUGUCAGACCGGUACUGGAAUCACUGUGACAGACUUUGUGUAUGCACACCAUAAUAACCAUGGCAAUGUGCGUGCCCAACGAGGUGUAUCAGAUUUGUCUAGUAAUAUUCAGUUAUUUUCUAAUUUCGUAUUUCAUCUAGCACACAGGUGUUGAUGUGUGGGAUGCGAGUACAGUUCAUGCAUGUUCAUGUCAGGAGUGAAUAUAUGUCAUCGUUUUAAGACACUGUAGCAUUACACGGAGUGCAGACGUACACAGCAGAAGAUAUAUAUUUUUCUAUGAAUCAAGUUGCUUUGUUUUUGUAGCUGCUGCUAUCUCACAUAUCCAAGUCUGUCAUAGAAUAUGUAUAGUUAUCUCCCUUUGAGGGACUUGAAUGCCAUGCAAAUGUCUCCUUCUGGAACUCUAAUUCCACGUUAAACGGAGUUGUCCCCCUUUCUUGAACUCUUCUAAUGUCAUGUUUAUGGAGUUAUCUCCCUUUGAGGUCAUUUGUGUUUGCUGCACAAAGGUAUCUCGCAUUGUUUCAACCAAAUCCGACUUCUCCGAGUAGAAAACAUCAGACUGUUAGUGGUUUCCUUGUAAACAGUUUGUGAUGGGCAAUGAGCCAUACCUUUGUGUAAAGAAAGGCCUCCCUGACACAGGACUGACGUCCUUGGAUUAGAUUGUCCAUAUCUGAAACAUGUAUAUAAUCAUGUGACAAUGGUUUCUUCUGCUCCCUUUCUUCUGCACCUGUGUCAGGUUCUGCGACAACUCCACUUCUGUCUGUCCUCAUAUCCUGCUUGCACUCCAGCUUCGUAGUCGGUUAGCAAUAUAUGAUAGAGUAUUAAUACCGUAAUCCACACUUCUUGUCCUUCCUGUGGUAAUCAGUAGGAUCGGGCCUCAUCAGGCGGACAUUUCCACUUGGACUACACUGUGAUUCUUGGAUGGUGGUGUGCAGGAUGUCAUACGAUUCUGAUACCACCAGUAACACGUCCCUGAUGUAGAACUGAACCCAGAAAGCUGUCCCAUAGAGCCUUCUGGAACAAAGAUUCCAAGUCUAAAAUAUAUAAAAGUAGUUUUGGAAUGAUUUUGGUUUGUGACAACAUGUAUAAAGAAAUUCUGUAAAUUAUUGGAAUCCUUCUGGAUAUUUGUCAACAGUAUGCAGUAUUUAUUGUUGAAUAAUCAUCUUGGAGAAUUUGCGGAAGUCCCUUUUGAAGAGUUCUCUCCCCUUUGACAGCAAGCUUGUGACGUAACCAGUAAUUGCCCUUUAACAGAAAACCUUGGACAUUAAUUCCUACCUGAAGAUAUUGUUUUUCUCAGAUGCUGUUUACAGCCGCUGGGAUGAGAGAUUAGGACAAAGUAAAGUUCUUGUGUGAUAAUAAUUGAUAUUUACACUUUGAAUUAUAUUCAAGUAUGAAUUUCCUCUUUAAAUGCAAGUAUGUGUUAGAACGAACAUGUUACAGCUUAACUGGUGAUACAGCACACCUCGACUGCCAUAUUCUGCAUUAAUGUAGGCCAUUUCUCCUAUUGUUAUCUUCAGCUGCAACACGGCAAGUUUGUCAGGACACUAUCCCACUUUGAGCCUAUGCACAAGUAACCGAUGUCUGCUCAAAGACCUGAUUAUGUUGUGAUAAUUAUGAACCUUUUCAUAAAUCUGUUUUUUUUAUGUGAAUAAAAAUGAACAUUUCUCCAUAAUUCAGUGUUUUCCAGUUUUUUUAUUACCAAGAUAAAUGUGUGUAUGUGAUAUUAUGUAUAGAAAGAAAUUUAACUGUUAACACGAUAGAAUAAAAAAUGUUCUGCAUGACAUAUAUUUUAUGAAAACAAUUGUCCUUAGAAAUGCUCUGUACACAACCGUUUCAAAAGAAAUUGUUUUAUUUAAAGACUGUUAUUGAAUGAUUUUAGAAUAUAUAUACAUAUUGUUUUGAGUGAAAAUGGUUGGAUAAAGAGCAUUUUUGUACAUCUCUUAUUCAAUAUUCUUACAUAGGACAGAAUCUUUCUGAUGACACCAUUGACUUCUAAGGCUCUGCGACUUAAUUCUCAGAAUAUUAAUCCAGUCUGAUUUAUGAACAAUGUAUGUGAAGUGGUGAAGAGCCAGCCUCAGACCACUGCAGCCAGGGUUGGUUGCCAUGGAGACGCGUCUCGUUCACCAACCAUCCUGUUGUCUUGCCCAUUAAAAUCAUUUGUCGUGUCGUGUAUCAUAUCAUUUUGAGAAAUAAUAAAUUUUUCCAGAUAA
Haliotis rufescens (red abalone) is the source of this 6967-nucleotide messenger RNA. Its product is annotated as armadillo repeat protein deleted in velo-cardio-facial syndrome homolog. Gene Ontology annotation, molecular function: cadherin binding. Lineage: Eukaryota; Metazoa; Mollusca; Gastropoda; Lepetellida; Haliotidae. The transcript has 24 exons. The coding region runs from base 335 to 4216 and encodes 1293 amino acids. Gene Ontology annotation, cellular component: adherens junction; cytoplasm; nucleus. Gene Ontology annotation, biological process: cell-cell adhesion; cell-cell junction assembly. The record is from RefSeq and is a predicted model, not a curated record.